Wasmannia auropunctata (little fire ant) is the source of this 1137-nucleotide messenger RNA. RefSeq lists its product as uncharacterized. The annotation marks the transcript as partial. Lineage: Eukaryota; Metazoa; Arthropoda; Insecta; Hymenoptera; Formicidae. The record is from RefSeq and is a predicted model, not a curated record. The transcript has 5 exons.
GUAAUUAUAUCUACUACAUUUCAUUUUUGACACCUUGUGGUACUAGUUUUCAUACGCGUGCUGCGUUACGCGGCACACCUUAGGACCGAAACAUAAUUGACAUUGCAAUAGAAAAGAAAGUGAUUUUAAGGUUAAAGUAAGUUAUUGAAUGGUAGAAAAGAAAUAUAUAAAGAAGAAAUAUAUCAAAACACCGAUCAAGUGUUUUUGUGGUCAUUGUGUUUUUCUGUCUUCACAAUUUUUUCACUAUGGAUGCAACAGUUGAAAAUUUAUUAAAACAGUGGGGUUUUACUGAUCUCAUUGAAAUAUUUGCAAGUGAAGAAAUUGAUUUUUUUUCAUUUCAACGUUUAAAACCUGGCUCAAAAAACUUAGAAGUUCUUAUACCUAAAAUGGGCAAAAGACUAAAAUUUGAAGAAAAGUUAGAAGAGUUUCAAAACUCUAUAUUUAAUACAGAGAUGAUUUCCGACAAGGAAAAUAAGAUGUUAAAUGAAAUACCAUCCGAAAUAAUUGAUUUAUCUGAAGCAAUUAUUCCUAUAAAUACAAAUAUUGUAACAUCCGAAAUAGUGAGUCCUAUAAUUAUGGAAUAUGCAAGUAAUGAAAUUAUUGAUAACGUUCGUAUUGAAAAUAUUGAACAAGAUUCUGAUAAGGAAAAAAAUGUUCAGUCAAAUAUUGAGCAAAAAGAAAAUAAAAAUGAAGUUGAAGAGUCAAUUGAUCAAUUACAGCUUCUUGAUGCUAUUCGUAAUCUGGACAUGGAAACAUUUUUAAAAGAAACUAGCACUGGCUUUAUCAUUUUAAACCACUACAAAAAGCAUGGCCAAUUAAAUACACAAAUGCGUAAAAAAUUAGCAGAUGUGGUAAUAACACAUUUACCAAUUACUAUCACCAAGAAACCAUAUCCGCUUGAAUUGAAAAAUAUGCAUAUUAGACAGCUUGCCAUCAAAGUAGCUGAUUAUUUUAAAGAAAAAUCUGAAAUGUAUUAUGUGCCACCUUUAUAUGAAGGUCAACAUCAAAAAAUUUCAAAAGGAAUAUUUGUCGAUAGAUAUCGCAACAAUCGUAGAGAUUGUAUAAAAUCUGGAUUGCUAAAAAGCAAAAAAAGUAAUAAAGCAUCGGAAACACUAAUUGAUGACAUAAAUGUGGAAU